Messenger RNA from Ricinus communis (castor bean), 693 nucleotides. Its product is annotated as agamous-like MADS-box protein MADS3. Gene Ontology annotation, cellular component: nucleus. The transcript is spliced from 7 exons. The annotation marks the transcript as partial. The record is from RefSeq and is a predicted model, not a curated record. Gene Ontology annotation, molecular function: DNA-binding transcription factor activity. Gene Ontology annotation, biological process: regulation of DNA-templated transcription. NCBI's taxonomy places the organism in Eukaryota, Viridiplantae, Streptophyta, Magnoliopsida, Malpighiales, Euphorbiaceae.
UUAAAACCCUUGACCGAUAUCGAACAAGACCUUAUUGAAGAUGAAACACAGAAUUUAUAUCACGAGGUCACAAGAUUGAAGACGAAAUAUGAAUCUCUUCAAUGCUGUCAGAGUCAUUUGCUUGGGGAAGAACUUGGACCGCUUAGUGUGAAAGAACUGCAAAAGAUCGAAAAACAGCUAGAUAGGACUCUCUCACAAGCCCGACAAAGGAAGACACAAUUGCUAGUAGAAAGAAUGGAAGAACUGCGCAAAAAGGAGCAUGAUCUUGGCGAAGAAAACAAACAGCUCAAGAUUAAGCUGGAAGAAGGACAAUGUCUAGAAGCUGACGUAGGAGGCCCAGUCAAGACGGCAGCAAAUAAGCAGCACCCUUCAAAAUCUAAUCAUUCUGAACAGCAGAUGCGGUACCAUCAGUUUAUUCCGCAAGUACAAACCUUUGAUGCGAGGAAAGUUGGCCGGAGUGAUCCUGCUCCGGGAUGGCUCGGUUGGAGUUUCGAUUCUUGAACAUGCAAUUAUGCAAAGUUCCAUCUGAAAAAAUGUGUUCGAUUACUGUCAAAAGGUGCCCAUGAAUAGAAUUCUUACCUAAAUAAUAUCGAUUCUACCAAAGUUUCUAAUUUAAGAACCAAUAAAGCACGUGUUUCAUUCUGUAAUUUAUCACUAUAUAUAGUUUAUUUAUUAUAAGUGUAUGGAGUUAUC